Molecule: messenger RNA, 4936 nt
Organism: Sardina pilchardus (European sardine)
Lineage: Eukaryota; Metazoa; Chordata; Actinopteri; Clupeiformes; Clupeidae
Gene: man1b1a
Product: mannosidase, alpha, class 1B, member 1a
Exons: 14
Coding region: 368-2500 (710 amino acids)
Biological process (GO): carbohydrate metabolic process; mannose trimming involved in glycoprotein ERAD pathway
Cellular component (GO): membrane; endoplasmic reticulum
Molecular function (GO): calcium ion binding; mannosyl-oligosaccharide 1,2-alpha-mannosidase activity
Source: RefSeq, a predicted model, not a curated record
UCUGUCAUUCGCUUAGCCCCUUCAUCUACAGUAGCUGCAAUGCUCGACUAUUGAAUUAAUGACUCUCUAGGUACAUAUGAUGGGCUGCUUCACUAUGUUCAGCCUUUAAAUUAGCCGGAGUAAAUCUUACAAAAGCUGAUAUUUUGAUUAUUGUGGUUAAGUAACGUAGGCUAAACGUCAGCAAAUCAAGCUAUCACACGAGGUGUGUAGUGUUGAUGAGUGUGCAGCUAGCCAGCCUGGGAGGUUGUUUAUCACUAAUCCAGGCGGGUUUAGUUUCAGGAAAACCCUGUUCAGCUGAUAAUAGCCUGUCAUUGAUACCAUAAUGCUGCCGCGAUCCUGAGGUGUUGACUGAGACGGAAAAAGAGUGAUGUACUCUCCUAUGCGUAAAGACUACGUCGCGCUGACCUUGCGUGACCAGUACAGCCAUAACUACACCAACGGGAAACAAUGGAGGAGGCAGUCCUGCUGGAGGAAAUGGAAGCAACUCUCCCGUAUGCAGCGCAGUCUGAUCCUCUUCCUGCUGGCGUUGUUGCUGGCCUGUGGCAUCAUCUCGUAUCCCAGCCUGAGUCAGCACUGGAGAGGGCUGUCUGACCGCUCGGCAGAGGACGACUGGGAUGCCGAGGACAUCAAAGGGGUCCGGCCCAUCCCGCCCGGGGCCAUGCCAAAAGUCAACCCUGACCAUGUCCCAGAGGCGGCGCCCCAGGAGAUCAUCCCGGAGCUGCAGAGGCCGAACGUCCCCAUCCUUCCUAAACCACCAGAAAUGAAGAAACCACCUCCAAACAAACGAGGCCCACCUGUACUCCAGAAGCGAGGGAAUACAUCGGACACCCAGGUGAAGGAGAAACCAGAACCGCCAGAGAAGAACGAGGGAGCCCAGGAGGAGGAACAAAAAGGAGAGAAGGAGGAGGAACAGAAAGGAAAGAAGGAGGAGGAACAAAAAGGAGAGAAGGAGGAGGAACAGAAAGGGGAGGAGGAGGAACAGAAAGGGGAGAAGGCUCUUAUCAGCUGGAGAGGGACCGUGAUCGAGGCCGAGCAGUCCACAGACCCCCCACCCUCAGUGCAGGAGAAGGAAGGAGCAGCUGGGCCAGCCAAGCCAGGGGAAGCAGCACCACUGGCCCCAGCAGCGUCGGUCUCUCCAGAGGACCGCGUGGAGGCUGUGCGGGAGGCCUUCAGGCACGCGUGGAAGGGCUACAAGGAGUUUGCCUGGGGCCACGACGAGCUGAAGCCCAUCAGCAAGACCUUUGGGGAGUGGUUCGGCCUGGGCCUCAGCAUCGUCGACGCCCUGGACACUAUGUGGAUACUGGGGCUCAAAGAAGAGUUUGAGGAGGCGAGGAUCUGGGUGAAAGAUGAGUUGUCAUUCGACAAAAACGUGGACGUGAAUCUCUUCGAGACCACCAUCCGUAUCCUGGGAGGUCUGCUCAGCACCUACCACCUGACCGGAGACGAGAUGUUCCUGGACAAGGCUAAAGACAUCGGUGCCAGGCUUAUGCCAGCCUUCAAAACCCCGUCUAAAAUCCCCUUCUCGGAUGUCAACAUUGGCAAAGGCACCGCCCGCCCACCCCGCUGGACCACCGACAGCACCGUUGCCGAGGUAACCAGCAUCCAGCUGGAGUUCCGCGAGCUCAGCCGUCUCACCAACGAUCCGCAGUACCAGGCGGCGGUGGACGAGGUCAUGAGCCGGGUGCACCGGCUGGAGGGCAAGCACGACGGCCUGGUGCCCAUGUUCAUCAACACCAACAGCGGCAAGUUCACCCACCGCGGCAUCUACACGCUGGGCGCUCGCGCCGACAGCUACUACGAGUACCUGCUCAAGCAGUGGCUGCAGGGAGGCAAGACCGAGACAGCCCUGUUGGAAGACUACCUUCAGGCGAUCGAGGGCGUGAGGAAGAACCUGCUGAAGAAGACUCAGCCCAGCCUGCUGACGUUUGUGGGGGAGCUGUCACACGGCCGCCUCAACCCCAAAAUGGACCACCUGGUGUGUUUCCUGCCGGGCACGCUGGCGCUGGGCGCCCACAACGGCCUGCCCGCCGAGCACAUGGAGCUGGCCCUGGAGCUGAUGGAGACGUGCCACCAGAUGUACGCCCAGAUGGAGACGGGCCUGAGCCCCGAGAUCGCCCACUUCAACCUGCAGCCCCGCAACGGGCGCGACGUGGACGUCAAGCCCGCGGACAGACACAAUCUCCUGCGGCCAGAGACGGUCGAGAGCCUCUUUUACCUGUACAGGUACACCCACGACUCCAAGUACAGGGACUGGGGCUGGGAGAUCCUGCAGAGCUUCAACAAGUACACCAGAGUGCCCACGGGGGGCUACAGCUCGAUCUCCAACGUCCGCGACCCGGUGAGCCCCGGGCCCAGGGACAAGAUGGAGAGCUUCUUCCUGGGCGAGACGCUCAAGUACCUCUUCCUGCUCUUCUCCGACGACGAGCAGCUCGUCAGCCUGGACAAGUACGUCUUCAACACGGAGGCACACCUGCUGCCCCUCUGGCCCGUAGCCUCCUGAGAGGACCGCAAACCGGGCAGCGCAACGGGAUCAGUCCUCCUCUUCCUCCUCCUCUUCUUCCUCCUCUUCCUCCUUCUCACCCCUAUGGGACACAGCUCAAGUUGACGGCGACUGUCCAGCUCCACUAGGACCCGCUUGGUGGAGGUUGACUACCAUCAGUGAGUGUGCCUUUUUGUUAGUUAGGUGAGGCGAAUGCUGCUGAGAAAAUGCAGCGAAGGGAUGAAAGUCCACGUGAGGGCAUUAUCUCUCUCUCUCUCUCUCUCUCUCUCUCUCUCUCUCUCUCUGAAUCUAUCUAUCUUUCUGUCUUCUUUUUUAUCCUUAGACUCUAGGAUUCUUGUUGAUGGAGGUCAGUGAAUAUUCCAGACUCGGAGCCUAUAGCUGUAAGAUACAGAUCAAACACUUUGAACCGAGAGCGGGAAAAAAAAGUCGUGCUCUGGAGCGAGAAACGGUCCUCUCUUUCAUUUCUCUGCGGUUUGCCAUGUCGGAGGAAUACCAAACACACAGCGUGCUUUAGUCUCAGGGUCUCUUCCAUGUUGGAAGACAGAACCCAGACUAUGGAUAAUCUGUCAACCUGAUAAGAAGCAUCCUUUGAGGACACUGGUCCCGUGAAACCAUUGCCGUUUUCACAGGCGUCGGUGAUGAUACCCCUAACAGAUAAAACAUCCGUUGAGUCAGUGACAGUGACCGUGGCUAGGGGUGGAAUGGUGUAUUCAUACACUGUGAUUAGGUGCCUGGCACUACCGUCAUUUGUAAUGUUUGUAUACAGUACAAUGUGUCUUAUCCGAGAGGAUGUCCAAGACCAUCAAAAAACACAUCCUUCUAAAUGACAUCAAAUCGGGUCCAGAGGAAGGACAAAUGUACAUUUAAGAAAAAUAAUGGAAUGUUUUUUUUUCUCAGAAAAUCAACAUGGCUUUUGUGUUUGAAGGGAAAAGCACAAAUAUAACUGUGCAAGGACAAAUGUUUCAUAUAAAUUAAUCACAGUUACUGUGUCUUCUAGGUGCGGAGCAUCCAGAUCGUUUCUAACACCAAUGUGUCCAUUUGAGUUAUAUCCUGGUUCGAGUGGGGCCAUGCUAAACAAACAUCUAUUUAUUUUGACAAAGUUUUAUUAUUUUUUAAUAUAUCAAAAUAUUGUACAGUGAAUGUCACUUGCAGUCUGUCCCUGCUGUUACGCUUGAGUGUCGUUUUUGUUUGUGUUUAUUUAUGACUUGCACUUUGUUGACAUUCAGCCGCUCUGCUGUACACAGAGAAACAUUGGAUCUGUGUUCUGUCAGAUAUAAUGCACGGUGGGCUCUGAAGCCCAAUGGAUUUAUGUCUCUACCACUCACAGGCGCAGAGAAAGUUUAGCAACAUGCACUUGUCUCAAGGCGUGCAGGUCAAAUUUGUUUUCGAUUCCAGUUAUUCAGCAAUUUGACUCCAUUUGGUUUGCUGAAGUGGAAAAAUACUCUCUGUGAAGAAGCCCUUUUUCUGCCUCAGCAGCUCCAAUUACAGACCAAAAUGUUCAAACCAGCCCACCUCUUAGCUACAGGAAAAGUGGAGAUUUAAAAUAGAAAGAAAUAAAAAACCACAUUGCACACACAAAAAAAAUACAAAGCGGUGGUUUAAAGAAUCACACCUUGUGGAUUUGCUGCCUUUUAAAGCUAAGGCAUUGUCUCAAAUGGUGCACUUCUUGUGUGUGUAUAUUUCUAGAGCCCUUCUUUGUGACGUUAGCCUCUCGUGUUAGGCUGGGUGUUGCAAAGGGACACAGCGUUGUCAUUGGUCAGGGGUUGGCACAGUGCAGCCUUAGUUCAUACCCACACACACACAGUGAUUUACCUGCCAAUGCCACUCGUCCUUAUGGUAAAUGAAAGUCCAUAACAUGUUACUUGAUGCUGUACAAAUGUAUGUACACAGUGUGAAUCUUGUUCAGAACACUUCCCACAGCCAUGUUGCCCUUUUGCACUUUUUAGGUAUUGAUUUUUUUUUGUUUAAAUGUAUUUAUUUAAUUUUUUUUUGCUUGAAUUCUUAACAGGAAACCGUUAUCUGGAAAUGUUUGUGAUGUAAAUAAUUCAUGGAGAGUCGUCGUGAAUAUAGUAGGAUUGAUCAAACACACACACACACACAGUCUUUUGUAUGCCUCCACUUGCCGGAGCUCUUAAUUUAGAUCAAUCUUGCCUGCUUGCUUCACCCACAGAUGUCCUCUAAAUAUGCUUUUUUUUCGCCCCCCACUGCAAGCAUAAGGCUUUGGCUUUAAAGUGCUGAAGUCAUGUGGUUUCACAGAGAUUUACUGCAUUGACAUGUCGAUCUUCUCAUAGACAACCACAGUUUCAGCUGAUUACUUUAUGCCUCUCAGCCGCUUUUGUUUUCCAAGUCCACCUUGAGGGUGAAACAAGUAUGCAAGCAGAGAACAAAGUGAACUUACAAAGAAAAAUAUUUAAUAAAAAAUGUCUUUAAUAAUUA